GGGGGGGGGUCAAAAAUCGUCCAAAAUCGCGUGACGUCAUUUAUGUACGGCUCCAAAGGGAAAAUCCCGCAACAUCCGGCGCGUCAAGAGUGCCGCCCGUGCAGUUGUGGUCAAAUUGCCGCGUUCCCUAAGUUCGCUGGGUCUGGGAACGGCGCCUGGCACGUGAAGAAGAAGCAGCAGCGGGCAUCUUGGCCUCCGUUUUUUCCCAUUCUGACACCGCGGCUCCAAACAUCAUCGUCGACAACAACAGCAUCGUUAACAUCCACAACAACAACAUCAGGUACGGAAAGUAACAACAUCAUCGGCUAACAGCAGCGGCGUACAACGGCGAUAUUCAACCAGUAUCAUCGAUUCUAGAUUUGAAGCUUUCGUGACUGCAAGGAUUCAUAUUCACGUAGGUAAAACAUUAAAAAAGUAAAAUAAAAUAACCGUACAAAAUUGAUUUAACUACACUUAUUUGCCAAUCUUAUUUGACAGAUAACUAUUACAGUUUUACCAUGUUUAGUGGUUGUCUCCCUGUCACAGGUUGAUUCACAAACCGCACCUCUCCAUAACAAAAGCUCACCCUCUUAAGCCUCACCUUACCAUAUUAAUAAAAAGUAUGCGGUCCUUGCGCUACCACCUUCUCCAACCAUUAUAUAAACGUAGUGGUAGCUCCUGUAAUCUCUCAUUUACUUGAUGCAGCUGUCGUGGCUGUGACGGUCCCACCUGAAGACGGAGGCUUGUGUUGCCUCCGAAACGUCGUGAUUUUUAUUUCAUUUUACUUUUUUAAUGUUUACGUACGUGACUUUACCGAAAAAACCUAAGAAUACAGUAUCAUCGACAUCGUCGGCUGCAGAACGCAAGCAUCAAAACCCCACCAGAAUGGCGUGCGCGGUGGCCACCCCGGUGCUGGAGCUGAGCGGGAACUUCCCGGCAUGGCUGGAGGCGCAGGGCGUGAACACGGAGGUGGCCCGGGCCAUGGACUCGGAGCUGGGCAUCCGGGACUACGGGGUCCUGUGUGCCUGCGUCGACGACGGCCUCGUGCGGGCCGAGCUGCUGGCCACGGCGCGCGACCGUCUGCCCUUCGGCUUCUACGCCGUGCUGCGGCAGGUGGUGAAGGCCCUGCAGGGCGCCGAGCAACACGACGACGGGACGCCGCGCUGGGACGAUGCCACCGCCGCCGUCACGUCCUCCCCUCGCGACGUGACGCUGGGAGGCCUGGUGGACGUGCUGCUCGCACUGUUCAGUGGCUUGAGCCGGGAGCUGCUGCUGUCCGUGCGGAGGCUAGGAACUAUGGACAAUGUCGGAGCUGUCGAUGUGGAUUCGCAUUUGAUUUCUCCUGAGGACAAUGUGGUUGACGAUACAGAUGAAGAUGCGGCUCAUGAUGAGGCUGGGGGGAAUGCAGACUGGCAGAGAGAAGUCAUCAGCCCAAGGCAGACAUUACAAAUGAUUAAAGAAGAGGCAAGUGCAGAUUACGAUGGAGAGAGGCCAACAUCAAGCGCGGAGGAUUCGGACCCCAUCACGGUGCUACGUCAUUUAAAGACGGAGCCCUUUGAUGGUAGAGCUGGAUUAUCUUCACUGACCACACAUUCUAUAAAAAAUAUUAUUUUACCAGGUAAAAAUACUAUUGAAGAUUUUCCAAGAUUCGUCCAUCAAGAGGAGACCUCGUUUCAAGGGCUGGGAAUAUGUGUGGAAAACUCCACCAAGAUUGGCACUCACCCACAAGUGAAUCAGCAGCAGCGAAUGGACAACGAAACGCAAGACAACACCGACGUAUUUGACAGGUCUCACAGCACCAAGUGUUCAACUGAGGCGUUCAGCGGCCAUUGCUCCGAGGAAGAGAUGCCGAACAGAAACGCUUUUCUGCCAAGCGACGAGCAAGGUUUUGCCUUUGAAAAUCACGAACCAUUUGAUUUCCAGUCCUGCGCGCAGUGGCCCACAACGUCCGGUUCCCUGAACAAGGGAGUAGACGUGGCAGCGGUGAAGAAGCCUUACCAGUGCGCAGUAUGCGAAAAGCGUUUUGCGCAGAACUGCCUUCUCAAGUACCACCAGCGGAUGCACACAGGCGAGAAACCAUUCCGCUGCAAGAUGUGCGACCAUUCCUUCACCCAGUCGUCCCACCUGAAGGCACACCAGCGCACGCACACGGGCGAGAAGCCCUACCAAUGCAGUCUGUGCAGUCAGAGUUUCUCGCGCAGUCGCAAUUUGAAAGCCCACCAGCAUACGCACACGGGCAAGAAGCCGUACAAGUGCGAGCUGUGCAGCAAAAGCUUCCUGCGCAGCGAUAGCCUAAAGACCCACCAGCGCAAACACACGGGAGAGAAGCCAUACAAGUGCACGGUGUGCAACCAGACCUUCGUGAAAAAUUACCACCUGAAGGUCCACGAGUGCAUGCACACGGGCGAGAAGUCAUUCAAGUGCAACUUGUGCAGUAAGAGUUUUUUGCGUAGCGAUAGUCUGAAGUCCCACCAGCAUACACACGCACGGGCGAGAAGCCCUACAAGCGCAGGGUGGGCGAUUAGAGCUUCCCGUAGCCAAAGUCUUAACAUCCACCAGUUCAUGCACGCCGUGGGGACAAGUUAUGAUGCAAGGCGCCCACUCAAACCUUCUUGCACGGUACAGUUUUAAACACCUGUAAUUAGAUGAGCGCCAUCCAGUGGGUGCCAGAGGAUAACUGGGUACAGGCACUUAGGUAAUCGCCAUCCAGUCCUAAGAGGGAAUGACAUCUGGGCCAAAGGUGACGGGCAGAGUCGAGAGAGAUGCUUCGGGAACCAUCGGGAAGGUUCCACGAGGGGGCAUGGAUAGAGGCGGAGCCUUGCUCCGCCAGGGGAAAAUAUAAGCAGGGGAGAACUCGGUCGGUGUGGGGAGCCUGCGGUCCGGACUGCGUCGCUGCUUGUCAUCUCCUCUUCGCCACCGACCAUGUGCCGGGUUCUCCAGUGAAGCUUGCCUCUUCUCUUCGGCACGCCGCCAGCGAGACCGGGGGAGCGCAGCGAACCUCGCUGGUGAACCGGAGAGAGACGCCUCGUCCAUGGUGUUGUUAUUAUAUAAUUACAAUACCCUCCCCCUCCUUGCCUCGAAUCACUGUACCAGAUUGAAUUGAAUUAAAUGAUGACGUCACCAUGAUGCUGCUCUAUUUAAGACCGGAAGCAACAGGAGAGCUUCACUAUUCUUGCCCGAUGAAGCUGAUUGUAAUUAUCAACGAAACGUCGUACUCAAAUUUUUAAAUGCUGUUGAUUCUCUCUUCAGCACACCGGUGGGCUAAAGAAGUCAAUUAAUUUGUCCUUUGAAAACGUGACGCAUUUUUUUACUGUUUGGCCGUGUCGGGUGGUGGAGGGUUACGACACAUUUAUAAAUAACGCGAUCUGACCCAAAAACCUAUAUUAUGAAGGGAAAUUACCUGGAGAGGGAAGAAGAGAACCGUUGCAGUGCUACAGUUAAUAAAGAAGCACUCUUUUCACAAUCGUCGUGGAAGUCGUUUAUUACACACCUAACAGCCCGCACCGUAUGUCACGGACUCGCACAAGCGGUUUAAACGAAGGAGCGAAUGGAUGUAAGACCAACGUAGCAUUCGUGAAGGAUGUCGGGCUAAUUGUACUGCAGAAUAGUUAAACCGAAGACCAUUUGAUUCACAAGCGAAUGCGGAAAGUGGGCAAAUGCGGGCCUCGUUGAGCUGGAUUGGAGACUUAACGCUUGGUUACUGUUCUAAAGUAUUUUUAAGUUUUUGCGUUUUAUUCUGAUUUGUGUACACACUUAUUCUGUUGGCAUCAUGUCACGGGGUGAUAAUAUUCCACUUGGAACUCGUGCAGCUGUCGGCGCACCAACUUAUAGAACGGGACCGAGAAGAUGACAUUUGUCCACACAAGGGUUACUUUUUAUAAGCAGAGUAUAUUCAUCGCAUGACAAACCAAAUAGUUUUCGUUUACACCAUUGGAACCUCCUUUGCCAGUCGCAAAAUAUGUUGUUUUUUUACCCUUUUAUCUGGCACCAAAACUGACACCUUUUUACAAGGAUGUCAUGUUUGCAUUGACCACAAUACCUGCAGUCGGAAUGCAAACAAAAAACACAACUCUGAUAAUGUAUGCACUGUCCUUGAAAUUGAUUGGUCCACACCCGAGACAGCUUUUCUUAGAGCCUAGUCUCACAUUGUGUUGGACCAGAUGACACCAAAAGUGUGCCUUUUGAGAGCUGGAAUAUGCUGCAAUGCUGAAAAUGUAAUAAAUUGGGUAUUUUUCAGUCAACGGUGACCGACCUGAAUCCAUCCACCUGCUACACUUGAGAACCCAGUUUUAGUCACAGGCUCGUGUGGCUAUUGCCCGACUUUCACACCCAGGGUCUGAGCAGUGCUGAUUCGGUGCUUCCGACAGUUAACGAGUCCCUUUGAGCCACCUGGCCAACCUCUGCGUGUCAUGUGCUCAUGGCGGCGGUAUUGUACACCAGCAGACACUGAACACGCUGUUGGUGAUGCUGAUAUUGAAAGUUGUCCGACGGCUACAGGUUCCCGUUUGCACAUGCAGCCGGUGUGAGCUCACCUGUAAUUUAAUCACGAAUAAUUGCGCUGCUGCUAAUAGCACGGGGUCGCUAGGUGCGUUUUAUCAUUAAAGUGAAUGCAAUGGUGAUCAGGGAUUGCAUCCAAAGCCCUACGUUCACUGUGUACGACACUGCCACGCUAGGAUUUGGGCUAAUUUCGGACUGAGAAAUUGAGCUGCGGUGUUUGUGGGGAGUGGUGUUUCUGAUCGCCAUUGCAGAGAGCACAACUGCCCUUCUGAGGAACGCUUUGAAAUAAAGUUUCACCUUUUCACAAAUCCCACCCGGGUGCUCAGCUCAUACCUGUCAACCCCUCAUCAGUGCCUACCUUAUUGCAAGACCAAUUCAGACAUUAUUGGUCACACAGUACUCCUUAAAAAUCUCAACGUUCAUUCUAUGAAGUCCCAUCACAACGAAGAAACACAAAUGGUCAAAAAAGUGUCCGGAUUGAAACGGUUGUAUGCCAUAUGGACAUGAAAACUCAUUUAUUGUACAAAAAUACGGGUAACCCGUAUGGGUUGACAGGUAUGUCAGCUUUUUUCGAUUUAAAGCUUUCGUGACUGCAGGGAUUCAUCUUCUUGGUUAUUUCGGUAAUGUCACGUA
Molecule: messenger RNA, 5109 nt
Organism: Lethenteron reissneri (Far Eastern brook lamprey)
Lineage: Eukaryota; Metazoa; Chordata; Hyperoartia; Petromyzontiformes; Petromyzontidae
Product: zinc finger protein 45-like
Biological process (GO): regulation of transcription by RNA polymerase II
Cellular component (GO): nucleus
Molecular function (GO): DNA-binding transcription factor activity, RNA polymerase II-specific; RNA polymerase II cis-regulatory region sequence-specific DNA binding
Source: RefSeq, a predicted model, not a curated record